UUUUUUAAACAUUCUCUUUGUUAUUCAUGUUUUCAAGUUAGAUAUAUAUAUUUUUGUUCUGUUCUGCUGCUAAACUCUUCAUUAUCAGUUAAGCUGUAUGUAACAAGAAAAGCUAUUGAAAAGAGAACAUGGCCACAGGGAAGUAUUCCAGAGUUGAUGGGAGGAAGUCGUCAAGUUACUGUUCGACAACUACUAUAGUUGUGUUUGUUGCUUUAUGUUUAGUUGGGAUUUGGAUGUUCAUGUCCUCAUCAUUUGUUCCAUUUCAGAAUUCAGAAUUGUCAUCUCAGGAAACCAGAAAUGAGGUGAAACAAACAGUGCCAAACAGUGUUUCUAAACAAUUUGAUGAUACCUCUGGUGAUCUAUCCGAGGAUGCAACAAGGGAAGAUGGCACUGGUAUGCCCAGUAAAGAAUCUGGGAAUACUGAUGAGGAUAAUUCAAGGGAGAACUUAGUGCUUGAGAGUAAUAAUGAGAGCAAGGAGUUUCAAAAUUCAGCUGAGGAAAACCAGGAAGAAAAUCAUGCAAAUGAGAGUUCUGAUGAGAAAACUGAGUCAGAAAAUGGACAAAAAUCAGUGGAUAAAGAUGAGGGGAAUGGAAAUGGGAAAGACGGGGAAACAAAUUCAAGAGAGGGAGAGUCAAAUUUAGAAACCGGAGAAGCAGAGAAUGAAGGUCGUGAAAUGAAUAAAAAUGUGCAGGCAGAAUCAGAGGAGAGCUCAGGUGAAAUCAAACCAAAGUCAGCUGAGGGUGAGAAGAACUAUGAGGAAGAAGCAAGUGCAGAUAAAGUAAAACAGGUUGACAAAGAGGCUAUUUUGACCGAGGAGAAGAACGACAACAAUCAAGAUGAGCAUACUGCUGUCAAGAAUAGUGUGGAAAGUGAGGAAAACAACCAAGCUUCAAAUGAGCUUCUCCCUGCUGGUGCUCAGUCAGAAAUUUUGACCGAGUCUACCACUCAGAAUGGAGCUUGGUCAACUCAAGCAGAAGAAUCACAGAAUGAGAAGAAAUCACAACAAUCUUCAAUAUUCAAUGAAAAAAAUGGUUCCCAUUGGAAACUCUGUAAGUCAACUGCUGGAACAGACUACAUACCUUGCCUAGACAAUUGGCAAGUUAUCAGAAAGCUUCCAAGCACAAAACACUAUGAACAUCGAGAGAGGCACUGUCCUGAUGAAGCUCCUACAUGUCUUGUCCCUCUACCUGAAGGAUAUAAGCGCUCAAUAAAGUGGCCUAAAAGCAGGGAUAAAAUAUGGUACUACAAUGUUCCCCACACCAAGCUUGCAGAGGUUAAGGGGCACCAAAAUUGGGUAAAAGUAACUGGUGAAUACCUUACCUUUCCUGGUGGUGGAACUCAGUUUAAGAAUGGUGCUCUUCAUUACAUUGAUUUUAUUCAACAAUCUGUUCCUGAAAUUGCAUGGGGAAAAAAAACUCGUGUGAUAUUGGAUGUUGGGUGUGGGGUGGCUAGCUUUGGAGGCUAUCUUUUUGAAAGGGAUGUUCUUGCAAUGUCGUUUGCUCCUAAGGAUGAGCAUGAAGCCCAAGUGCAGUUUGCACUUGAACGGGGAAUUCCUGCCAUAUUAAAUGUGAUGGGCACCAAAAGGCUACCUUUUCCUAGUUCUGUGUUCGAUCUUGUGCACUGUGCACGUUGCAGGGUCCCCUGGCACAUUGAAGGUGGCAAACUUCUGUUAGAGCUCAACCGUGUCCUGCGGCCUGGUGGUUACUUUGUUUGGUCUGCUACUCCAGUUUACCAGAAACUCCCUGAAGAUGUUGGCAUUUGGCUAGAGAUGUCUCGGCUAACAAAGUCAAUGUGCUGGGAUCUGGUGACCAUUAAAAAGGAUAGAUUGAAUGCUGUUGGAGCUGCUAUAUAUCGAAAGCCAACUUCCAAUGAUUGCUACAAUAAAAGAUCUAGAAAUGUACCUCCACUUUGUGAAGAAUCUGAUGAUCCCAACGCAGCUUGGAAUGUACCUCUUCAGGCAUGCAUGCACAAAGUGCCAGUAGAUUCAACAGAGCGUGGAUCCAAUUGGCCUGCACAAUGGCCUGAACGGUUAGAACAACCUCCAUAUUGGUUGAAUUCUCAGGUUGGCGUUUAUGGUAAAGCUGCUCUGGAGGAUUUCACUGCAGACUACAAUCACUGGAAAGCAGUUGUCUCCCAGUCAUAUUUGAAUGGGAUGGGAAUAAACUGGUCUUCUUUGAGAAAUGUCAUGGAUAUGAAAGCUGUUUAUGGAGGGUUUGCUGCGGCCCUGAAAGACUUGAAAGUAUGGGUCAUGAAUGUAGUUCCAAUCGACUCUCCUGAUACGCUUCCAAUAAUCUAUGAACGUGGCUUGUUUGGAAUACAUCAUGAUUGGUGUGAAUCGUUUAAUACAUACCCCAGAACAUAUGAUGUUCUUCAUGCUGAUUAUCUCUUCUCUAGUAUCAAAAAGAGGUGCAAGUUGGUUACAGUAAUUGCGGAGGUUGAUCGAAUUCUGAGGCCAGAAGGAAAGCUGAUCGUACAAGACAAUGCUGAAACCAUAAGCGAGGUAGAGAGCAUGGCUAAAUCUCUACAAUGGGAGAUCCGAAUGAUUUAUUCAAAAGAAAACGAGGGAUUGCUUUGUAUUCGCAAGACAUUUUGGCGUCCCACCGAGGAAGAACCUAUAAAGUCUGCCAUUGUUUGAACAUGAUACUUCCAUUCUUUUUAUUCCAUAAGCAUGUUGUAGUUUACCAUAGAUCUAGUCAUCCAUUUGCAAGUGUAAAAUUAUAUAGUUGAUUAUAUUUUGGACCUACUUAUAUCAAUUACAUUUUUCCCUUAUUGAAUUAAAAUGGGUAUUUUCAUUACUAUGAAUCUCAAUGAAACACAAAUCCAUUCUUGAUGUUUAGUUCUACCGUUAGUUGCAUGUGUAUAAUAGUAUGUUUUCACGUAUGUCUCAUUUGUAAAAAAUUAUGCGACCAUUUUGUAAAUUUUAACAAAUUAGCUAGGCUAGCCUUG
Messenger RNA from Durio zibethinus, 2947 nucleotides. Its product is annotated as putative methyltransferase PMT24. Gene Ontology annotation, cellular component: endosome; cytoplasm; trans-Golgi network. Gene Ontology annotation, molecular function: methyltransferase activity. NCBI's taxonomy places the organism in Eukaryota, Viridiplantae, Streptophyta, Magnoliopsida, Malvales, Malvaceae. The record is from RefSeq and is a predicted model, not a curated record.